Ornithodoros turicata is the source of this 1327-nucleotide messenger RNA. RefSeq names its product maspardin-like. NCBI's taxonomy places the organism in Eukaryota, Metazoa, Arthropoda, Arachnida, Ixodida, Argasidae. The record is from RefSeq and is a predicted model, not a curated record. Bases 307 to 1209 code for a protein of 300 amino acids. The transcript has 7 exons.
GCAACCUUUGAUCCGAUUAUAUGAACGUUAUCAGAUCUUUGUUCGUGUUAUGACUCUAAUGUUCGUGACGCGCUGUGUGAUGGAAACAGCGCCUCUUUGCGCGAAAGUGGAUCAGAAACAACAGAACGACAGUACUUCGUCGCACGCUAUAUAAGUUCUGUCUCCGUGUGUUCGCAGUUCCUCGCAGUCAGGGCCUAGUGUAUUUUGAAGACCCCGGUAUGCUAUGGUGUGUUUACCACUCUCGCGUGCCAUCCUCACGUGAGUAAAGCCCAGCGUGUUGACAUAAUACUUUUGUCACACGACACCAUGGCUCGCAUGUUGCAACUUCUCGGUAGCAAGCCAGCAAGUGACAUUGCACAGUCACCGGAAUACCGAAGUUUUCGUGAGACGGUGCCACAAAGAAGGGUGAUUGUAGAUGACAACCCUUCUCAAGUUUGGACUUAUUAUGACUAUGGUCCAAGAAGCGUGACAUGUCCCCUAAUCUGUCUUCCACCGAUAAGCGGCACUGCGGACGUCUUCUUCCGUCAAAUCAUGGUGCUCUCAGCAAGGGGUUACAGAGUGAUGUCGGUCGAGUACCCGGUUUACUGGACCCUCCGCGAGUGGGUGGUAGGCUUCCGAAAGUUCCUGGACCAUCUGUGUUUGGACCAGGUGCACAUUCUCGGUGCAUCUCUAGGAGGAUUUCUAGCCCAAAAGUUUGCAGAGUCGACAGCGCCUGGAUGUCCGCAACGUGUCUGUUCACUAGUGCUAUGCAACAGCUUUUCGGACACCUCGAUAUUCAACUACACGGAUACAGCAGUCCUCUUUUGGUUGUGCCCUGCUGUAAUGCUCAAGAGGAUGGUGAUGGGCAGCUACGACCCUACGCCUACAGACACAGACAUCGCGGAGGCUGUAGAUUUCAUGGUUGAAAAGUUAGAAAGCUUGUCUCAGUCCGAGCUGGCCUCGCGGCUCACCCUCAACUGUAUGAAUGCGUAUGUGGAGCCCCACAAACUGGAAGGAAUACCUAUCACAAUUAUCGAUGUGUUUGACGACAGUGCCUUAAGUCUACGCGUUAAAGAGGACCUUUACAAGCUAUAUCCACAGUCAAGAAGAGCACACCUGAAGAAGGGUGGAAAUUUUCCCUUCCUGAGUAGAAGUGAUGAAGUAGCAGUACACUUGCAAGUCCAUCUGCGACAAUUUGAAGGAAGUCAACAAGCUGCGCGGGAAACGUGAACGUGAUUGUUCCUCGGACGGACACACUUUAGUGAAAAAGUUGAUCUGCAAUGUUUGAGUGUAAUUUGUAUGAGCUUACGCCAGCACAUGGGUUAUGUAAUAAAGAUUUAUGCAUAUU